This is a messenger RNA of Dichomitus squalens LYAD-421 SS1, 655 nucleotides long. RefSeq lists its product as uncharacterized. Gene Ontology annotation, cellular component: nucleolus. The transcript is spliced from 4 exons. The record is from RefSeq and is a predicted model, not a curated record. Bases 34 to 441 code for a protein of 135 amino acids. NCBI's taxonomy places the organism in Eukaryota, Fungi, Basidiomycota, Agaricomycetes, Polyporales, Polyporaceae.
CUUGGACGACCACCACUGCACGCUCAGCGGUCCAUGUCCUCUGACUACGACUUUCGCCCAGGCGGCUCCCUCAAGCUCAAGGGGGGCGUCAAGGAUGGCGGCAUCGUGAAGAAGAAGAAGAAAGUCAAGAAGGAUAAGGAGAAGGCUCCUUCUCCUGACGAAGAUCGCGUGCAGGCUCUAGAGCGCGCCAUCCAAGAGGAGAAGGCGCGAUCUGCGUCACCGGUGGGCAGCGGCCGUAACUCUCCGGCGGUCGCAGGUAGCAGCAAUAGCGAGAGGAAGACGGCUGCGGAGAAAAGGUUUGAGGAAAUCCAGAAGAGAAGGUUGGCGGAGAAGGUUGCGAGGUUGGCCAGCAAGAGCCACAAGGAUCGGGUCAGCGAAUUCAACGCAAAGCUCGAGGCACUCAGCGAACACCACGAUAUACCCAAGGUCGGACCAGGCUAAUGCAUGCUCUAUCCUGUACGAGUCGUAUCCUUGUGUUUCCUGUGCUACAAUGGCAUUGCUCUCUAUCCUAUCACCGACCUUGUAAAUCUGAAUGCUUCUAUUGCGCUGCGUCUUGCUCGCAAGAAAUCAUGAAUUUACUAUCCCGUAAGAUAACUAGUGUGUUGGCCUGUGUUUGUACACUAGAUAUGACGGAAUAGAUGGUGGGCCUAUAAAC